AAAAAGAAUAAAAAAAAAACGAAAAAAAAAAACGAAUAGAAGUAGGAGUUAAAAGAAAAAGGUUUGUUGAUGGAAAAGUAGGCAAACUGGACACUGAUAAAAUAAAAUAAAAUAAAAUAAAAGAGUAGGUCAGAGUAUUGUAGGAUAGAAAAGGAGAAUAGAAAGGAUGAUAAAGGUGUGUGUGUGUGUGUUGUAGGUGGUGCGCGCAUUUCGCGCAUUUCGCGCAUGCCACUACGAGAAGAGAAAGAUAGAUAGGAUUUUAUCCAUGUGAGUGAGUGAGUGGGUGGUUGGACACGGUCAGACAAGGGAACAAAUAUUCGUAGCAAAAUAGUGUGAUAUCCAUCUUACGAAUAAUUUUCAAUAAUUUCCAAUAAUUUCCUCUUACACGAGGUCCAAUACUAAAUCUUCAAAUCGAAUCUAUCUACGUUGAGAAGGAGAAGAAAACAGGGAGGUGCAGGAGAGGGAGGGAAAAAGAGGGAGGGAAGGAUAGAAAGGGAUAGGGAAUAAUUCAGUGACUUAGGUCAACGGGUCACUGGGUACGUCGCUAGUUACAUUUUCGUUAUGACGGACGCGGAAGAUUCAACACAAUCCGAUUCGACAACCUGUGGUAAUAUCCUGGUGAUAUUGUCAUGGAUUUUGGUCAUUUUGACAAUGCCAUUUUCGCUCUUCGUUUGCUUCAAGGUUGUACAGGAAUACGAAAGAGCUGUUAUAUUCCGAUUAGGUCGUCUUCUAUCUGGUGGUGCUAAAGGUCCUGGAAUUUUCUUUAUUUUACCCUGCGUAGACAAUUACGCACGAGUUGAUUUGCGUACGAGAACUUAUGAUGUUCCACCCCAAGAGGUAUUAACAAAGGACAGCGUUACAGUAUCCGUCGAUGCAGUAGUUUAUUAUCGUGUUAAUAAUGCUACUAUAUCUAUAGCAAAUGUGGAAAAUGCACAUCAUAGUACAAGACUUCUUGCACAAACGACACUUCGAAAUACCAUGGGUACAAGACCGUUACAUGAAAUACUUAGCGAACGUGAAACUAUUUCUGGUAACAUGCAGAUUUCCUUGGAUGAAGCUACCGAUACCUGGGGUAUAAAGGUCGAACGAGUUGAAAUCAAAGACGUUAGGCUUCCUGUUCAAUUGCAACGAGCAAUGGCUGCAGAAGCAGAAGCUGCACGAGAAGCACGUGCUAAGGUCAUCGCUGCUGAAGGUGAACAAAAGGCAAGUAGAGCAUUAAGAGAAGCAUCUGAAGUAAUUGGAGAUUCACCUGCUGCAUUGCAAUUACGUUAUCUACAGACACUUAAUACAAUUUCGGCUGAAAAGAAUUCAACGAUCGUAUUUCCAUUACCGAUUGACAUGCUCACAUAUUUUAUGAAAGCUAAAGAAAUGUCAUAAUUCAAUGUAUUAUUAUUCCAAUGACGUAUAGUCGAUAUGUUUGGUUCCACCAAAGAGUAAAAAAGAAAUGAAAAAAAAGAAAAGAAAAAAGGAGGUGGUUAAAAUGGAAAACUUUGAGAUGAUCGAUCUAAUAUUUGAUGAUCGUAUCGCACACUUAUACACACACACACAUACACAUAUACGUAUUUGUUACGUUUAAAUAAGACUCGAAUCAGAUGAAAAAGGGCAGAGUUGCCAAUAUUAGACCAAAUUUCAACCCUUUACUAUUAUUAGAUUACGUACAGAGGCCAUAAGUUGAAAUAUUUGUGUUAAAAAAGAAACAAGAAAAAAGGAGUAGUUAACAAACGACAGUUUGCGACACAGUUUAUUACAAUUUUUGAUAGCAAAUAAUUUAAAAAAAAAACAAAAAAAAAUAAUAAUAAUAAUAAAAGUAUUUAAUGAUAUUUUUGGAUAACCUUAUAAUAAGAUCGCAUUGAUCUAUUUGUGAAUGAAUUAAAACAAGAUGAUGAAUGAAAUAAGUAUCGAUUUCAAAGAAACGCAAAAACCUGACAUUAAUUUCAAUCAAAAAUUGUAUUCAUAAUGAAAAAAAAAAAAAGAAAAAAAAACGAGUAAUAACAUCGAAAAAAAAAACAAAUCUGCGAUGAUUUAAACGCAAGUACACAAAUAUUAGAUACGAGUACCGUUUGAUGUAAAAUUAAAAAAAAAAAAAAAUCAAAUCAUUUUCAUGUUCUCGCGUGAAAAUUGUGUAGCUCGUAUUAAAAAAAUUCAAAAUACAAAUAAUUCAAUCAUAAUUUUUAAACACUGCCAAUCGAAGCACGAUAAACGGUUUCAUCAUUAUUUCCAAUAAGAACAAAAAUUU
This is a messenger RNA of Polistes dominula (European paper wasp), 2236 nucleotides long. Its product is annotated as band 7 protein AGAP004871. The record is from RefSeq and is a predicted model, not a curated record. Gene Ontology annotation, cellular component: plasma membrane. NCBI's taxonomy places the organism in Eukaryota, Metazoa, Arthropoda, Insecta, Hymenoptera, Vespidae.